Messenger RNA from Porites evermanni, 6244 nucleotides. The record is from the annotation of a GenBank genome assembly. Lineage: Eukaryota; Metazoa; Cnidaria; Anthozoa; Scleractinia; Poritidae.
ACUUGCUCAGCAAGAGAUUUGAAUUCAAUUCGCGGCCAAGGUUGUUUGUAUCUGCGUUUAAAGCCAAGCCAGGUUUGUUUUUGUGAAUAUAGUUAACACUGUCUUGCUCACUUUUUCUUUCUUUUAUGUUGUAGUAAUGUAAAUAUAUGUGACCAGAUUACAUUGUUCAUUCCUUAAAUUUUAUAGAUUGGAGGUAGCCGUGGUGAUUUAUCUAGCCAACCAUCCACUCAAGGUACAUCAAAAUUUUGGUAGAAAUUAUGCCAUGUUACAGUGUGUUCCUGACCAUAAGUUGUUAUCAAAACAUAAUAAAUAAUGAUAUUACUUGGUUUUUAAUCAUUUCUUUGAUUAAAACAUAAUUUCCAUAAUUUUUUUUUAUUUUUGUGUCUGUGUGUAUCAAGGAAAAGAGGGGGGAGGGCCUAUUCUGUACUAGGUUGUUACGUGAAGCCAAACAUGCUUAAAUUGAAGCAACCACUUGUGUGAUCAUGUUUAGUACAUAUUUGUCUUGAGUAAUAUAAUUAUUGUAAUGUAUCUCAAAGGUUACGCUUUAACUUAGUUGAUUCAGUUGUGAACCACAUCAAUCAAUGGAAAAUCUUCCUCUGCACAAAAAAAAAAAAUAAAAUAAAUAACUUGCAGUUGAAUUCUGUGAUCUUUUAAAAGGGCGACAACGUACUGGUGAUUCCAGAGAUCCAGGUAGACGCUGGCGACAAAGCCUAAAUCGUAAGUUUGGUUAACCCUUGACUUUUUAUCUUAUUGACCUAUUUUUAGUGGAGCCUUGUUUUAACAAAGGGUCAAUCAGGGUGGUCAAAAGUAGCCGGCUGCUGGCGAUCAGCAAUAAAAUGAGGUUACAUUAUAUCAAGAUUCUUUUGUUAUAUUUUACUAUUACUGAGGCGAAUUGUUUGUUAUCCCAAGGACUCUGUUAUGUAGAUGUUCAUUAUAUCAAUGGUUUGACUUUAAUGGGCAUGAUCCUGAUAGCAUUUAGUGUUGUUUAUUUUUUCCCUAUCUUUUAUGGCUGCUGCCUAAUGGUUGCCUGGUCACCAGAGGCUUCUAAAAUUUGCUCAAACUUGAUGGAUAGCCAAAGCUUAUGAUUCUUAUGGCAAUAGCCUCUAUGUCUCUUUCCAGUGAAGGAACAACAGUGCAUUCCCUGCUCAUUUCAUACUUUUGAAACAAAAAAGUAAUGCACUUGUUUGUCUACCAUGGACAAAACAUUUCCACAGAUAAAAGUACACAAACAAGCAGUUUUCUAUAAAUUUGGAACUUGAACAAAUCAAGUUCAUGAAUUGAGUUUCGAGCAUUGACUUAUACUUAUUAUUACUGAUUAUCAAUCAACGGGCUCCUCUCCGAAGGGCCCCAAAAAAUUUUAUAGACAACAGCCUAAUGUUCUUUCCUGUUGUUUUUCUUCUUUGUAUAAUUUUUUUGUUUAAUUAUUUAUUUCAAGAGAAUAAUCAAGUUGGCGCAGAAAUGGGAGAGAGUUCUGAUGAAGAGCUUGCUAGGGCUAUUCUACCAGGUUUAGGAGGUAAUGCCCUUGGGUAGUAGUAGUGUUAAAAUAAUUAAAAAUUAUUUAUUAUUAUAGUAAGUUAAAGGUACUGUGUUAUUCAAUUAUAAUUAGUAUAAUUAAUUUUUCCAAAAUCAACAGAUGAACCUUAGUGUUAAAUGCUAGCUAAGGCAACCUCCACUCUUUGCAGAUUCUUUUUCAAUUGGCAUUGACCAUGACAUUGUUGGUUCUGGUGAUGGAGUGGACAGUACCAUAGAUGAUGGUGAAAGAGGUGGUGAUGAGAGACCAGAUGGCACCACAGACAGAACAGCUCACAGCACUCCGUCUGCUGCUGAUAGACGUGAUGCUGAAGAAGAUGAUACCAGAAGCAAUCAUCAGAGUGAUGAUGAAGACAAUGUUAGUAGGGAAAGAGAUAGGGAUAGUGUUGACAGUAGAAGUGAAGAUGGUGAUAGUGAUGUUGUGCCAGAGAAUGAAAAUGGUGAUGAUGAAAGUGAUGCUAUAAUAGAUGCUGAUGAAAGAGGUGACAGUGAUGAUGAUGUGGUUGAAGUGACAGGAGUAGCAAGUUGCUCUUCAAGUAAGUUUCAUUCAGAAUUGAAAUUUUUAUGUCAAUCAAAUUUGGGAUCUGGACAAUAUUUUGAUUUGACCAGUUGGAGAACCAUGGGAGAGAAGGGAACUACAAAUCAAGCAAGGAGAAGUAAUUUUCUGUGAAGUCCAAUUUCAUUAAUUUUGUUUGUUUAGGCUUAGCCUAAACAUUCAGAGUGACUCUGUCAGUGCUAAUAAACUCUUAGUUGAACUAAAUAUUUUAUAAGUUACUUUGCUUUUUAAUGGAAUUUUACUUAUUUCUUGUAGUAAAUAGAACAUUCAUACCGAAUUCUUUUAUGUGAUAAUGAUGUCGGAGAACACAACGGCAUAUAACUUUUAAAUUUUCAAAAAUUUCUUAAGAUUUUUACGCAGUUUUUGUAUUUAGCAUUCUCUAAACCCAUGUGUCCCCCCCCCCCCCCCCCCCCCAAAAAAAAAAGUGUUCCCCCCCCAAUUUAGACUAAACAAUUUUUGGGGGUUUUUUUUUGGGGGGGGGGUGUUAGCCAAAAAAUAUUGUGUUUUUUUUAUAUUUUUUUUUUUUGUUUGUUGUUUUAUUUAUUUUUAUCAUAAUUUUUUUAUAAUACUGAUUUGAUUUCUUUNCUAAUAUUAUUUUUUUGUGUGUGUGUGUUAAACUAUAUUGCUACAAUAUUUUAAAACUGCAGAUGUCAAUGUGGUCACCUCAAGUAAAAUAGGAUUUCAAAGAGAUAUAGCUACAGUCUGUGGUAUGUGCACUGUACAUGUAUUGUAAAAGUAUUUUUAAUAGUGAUAAUUCAAGGCCAUGUGUAACAUUAUAGAACUUGAUUUACAAUUUUGUAAGGCACUCACACCCUUUUUUUGUGUUCAUCCCUUUAAAUCACAAUUUUCACCCUAUAAGUGUCUUUGUCUGACAUAAAAAUUAAUGGAACAUCGGAGGUAUAACAAUCUAAACGAUGGGUACAAAGGUUACUUGUUGCUCUCAGGGUACACUAAUGCACAUACAUGUACUAGCUGCUGAUUCAUAUACAGCCUUGUAUUUUAAACACUUUUAGGUACCAUCGUUCCUGCUUCACUUUCAAGUAUAGUUAGCAUCGGAGGUAUGUGGCUAUAUUAACAUGCACACGUCAAUCUAACGACCCCACAAUCAGUAGAAGAAAAUUACUUAUGUGAUGGACUUCCCUUAUCAAUUUUAUGGUUAAACCUCUCCUCAAUGGCCACCUUGGGGAUAGAAGAAAUUGACCAUUGUAGAGUACGUAAUCAAACUUGAAUAAAAUGGUAUUAACAUGACAGCUACUUUUGGUAGUUGGGAGUGUGCUUGAAUGGCCAUUGUCAUUGUCAUUGUCAUUUAACAAAGUAUGUUUGAAGAUAUAAUUAUAAAUACAUUUUUUUUUUCAAUUUAAAGGUAACAAAGGGACGAAUACUGAUAUGGACAUAUUGCUGCGAGUGAUAACUUCACCUUGUCCGUUGCAGCUGCACUUCUUUAAUUGCACGAAAGUGGUCAGUAAAAUAGAUGCAUGUGUUGGGGUCAGGGGGUUAGGGGUCGGUGGUUGGGUGUGUGUGUAAUCUAGUGCAAUUUUGAACCUCAUUCCUUAACCUACCUAAUAUUGUAUUGGAGUUAUGGUACCUGGUAUGAGCCAAAUCUUAUAAUGUGCAAUGAAUCAUUAUAUGAGUCUCAUACAGAAGUUAUUUGCUUAUGUUAACGUUUCUGUCUCAUCAGCUAACAGAAGUGGCGUUAAUCAAGACCAAAAGGCCAGUUUUGGUCCUUCUUUGGGAUACCCAUUCCCAGGGUUCUGUCAGGUAUGUUGAAUCCAGUAUUAUCGUGGGAAAAAUAAAAACAUGCACUUUGAGUCAAACACACCCUGGUGUCCUUAAGCAUGAAGAAUGAGAUAUUAUUUAAUGUUGAUGUCACUUUAUUUUUUCCUUUUUUUUUUUGUAGACUAUUUACAGAGCAAGCAGAGCUUUGCAAACGUGCAAACACAGAGACCACCAUUUUUCCUGUGAGGAAAACUAGCGAAUCUUUCAAAAAUUGUAAGUUACGUUAAUAAAUCAGUUGCUGGUUUUUUUUGUCAGAUGCAUAUAUUUUUUACUGUAUUUGGUGAUGUUGUUGUGCCAAUCUCUCUCCAGUGAAGACACUUCUGCAUCGCACUAACAUUGAGGACGCGCUAGCCCUUCUGUUGACCAAAGUUGGGAGCGAGUUCAUUGUCCUCAUGAACUUAACAAGUAGAGGUAAGACAUAAUAUUUGUACUUUUCAAAAACUCUUAAGUAAAUAAAGACAGCACAUUGACAAAUAUUUUAUCAUCCCCGUUUUGUUUUUAUGAGACAUAAAGACUGAUUUGUAUGUUCUCUCUUGCAGAUAAUUUGAAUAAUGGGGCUGUGCUAGAUAAGUUCAGCAAUUCUUUAAACAAUUACCAGGGGAGAUAUGCAGACUGGUAAUAAGUGCUUGCUUGCUUGUUGCUCUAGCCAUUGAUCUUGGUUUUGCAUUGUAUGUAUAAAGUCUGAUUGUGCUGUUAUUAAUAUUAUUGAUAUAUUUAUCAAAAGGGAAAAAUCUGAAAAUCUGAGAGAAAUCAGAGAGAAACAGGAGCAGCUAUUGAGAGAGUCUUUGUUGUCAGAUCAAAAGGUACUCGCAGUGCCAUUUAAUAAUAUCAUUAAGAUUUUAAUAAGGUUAUAUCUCUAACUUUUACCUGUAUAGUUUAAAGUUAGAAACAGUGUUUAUAACAUCUAAGCGACAACAGUCAGGUCAGUGCAAUUAAGAGAACAGAUGAAAAACUCAUAUGUGUUACGGGGGUAAUCUUUUAGAGAACGGGUAGCUUGCAAAGCAAACUGAACGCAGGGUUGUCGGAACAGCAACAAGAAGAUUUUUCGUAACAAUGUGAAUAUGUUACUAUCUGGGAGAUUGAAAUAGGCUAAACACUCAAAUAUUCAAAUUAUCACCUGGUAGUACAGAAUGUACUUCCUUAACAGCUGACACCAGUAUCAUGUUAAGGUUAGAUUUAAGAACCAGAGGGUUAAUUCAAGGAAAUCUCAGUUCACUAAUAUUUCUACUUUCUCUCUUGCAUUUUGGAAUACUUCAGAAGGCUCAAGAAAGAAAACAAAACUGCGAUGUGAAAGUAUGUGUAAGAUUAAAGCGUUUAUAUAUAAUAUUGCCUUAAAAAAUUUCCAAAUGUUUAUUGUCGACCAACAAUAAUAUUAUGCCCCUGUCUUUUUUUUCUUUUUGGCAAAACAGGUUACAGAAAUACCAGCUACAAUGAACAGCAGACCCUUGCUUGAUUCAGAUGAGAAUUUGGCUAAAAAGGCAACUAUAUGUUAAUUACCUUAAGCUAGAGAUUGGUGUUUCAAUUGCCCUUUUGAUGCCAGGAAAUGAGAGAAAUUUGAGCAAAUGAUAGUUAUUUUGGAAUUUAGUUAACCUCAUAGUCAUAAAAAAAAGUAAUGAAAAUUUGUAUUAUAUCUCAAGAGAGAAAAUAAUCAGGUCUAGUCCUGAAUUUUCUUCUAAAAUUCUUAAUUAAAGGACUCUUAAAAAUUCUCAGCUUCGCCUCAAGUUUUUAGACCUCAAAUAUUUUGAACUGCUUCAAACUCUGAUAAGAAUUUGGUGUCAUACAUUUUGGUCGAAAAAAUUUGGCUUUGUCUUUAUCAUAAAGACUUGUUUCUCAAUCCUCAUUGAAAUGUGCCGAUUAAUGUAUGGAGAUCCAGAUCUGCAGAGUAUUUAUUUGAAUUGUGGAUUUUAAUCUCUCUGUUGCAACAUUUACUGUAGAUCCGCACUACAAGACAACAACGGAUCCGGGAUUGUAAUGAUGGAGAAGGUUUUCUUAUUAAAGCAAAAUGGGGAGGCAAGUCUAACACGCGUCUUUUCAACAGAGGUGCAAAAUUCCAGGUAACACAUCCAAACGUGUCAUCUAAACAUCAUACCUUUCAUGAUGUUGUGUGCUUAAAAUAUAUCUCAUACUGUCCAACCCUGUUGUACAGGGUUACUGUUUCUUUCUCAAUGAUCUAGCUAGUGUGCUUAUACUUUGUAACUAAUGGAAAGACAGCAGGAACUUAUCUAGUGUAUAUAUUUUUAGGAGGUGUAUGACUGGUUAGGUAGCAUAAGGGAGCUGCCCCUCUUUUUUUCAAUCCAUCGACCACUAGCCACCAGCGUAAUAUCAAGACAAGAGAUGGUACGGCGGAAUGAAGGGGUCUUUGUACGUGACUUGGUAAGUAGU